UGCACUUCCUUGAACAAUACACCAGGGGGCAGCCAAGAGACCUAGUGCAAAGUUGUCAGCACUUACCUGCGGAGCAAGGAUAUUGCAGAGCCAAAAAUCUUCUCGCCGAACAUUUUGGAAAUGAGCAUAGAAUUGCCACUGCUUAUAUGGAAAAAAUUCUCAACUGGACACCUGUUAAAAGUGAGGAUGUUAAAGCACUACAGUCAUUCUCCCUUUUUCUUAGAGGAUGCUCAAAUCUGACAGAACAGUUUAUGUAUAUGAAAGAGCUGGACUUACCAUCUAACAUGAGGAGCAUCAUUCUUAAACUGCCAUACAAAUUACGGGAAAAAUGGAGGAAUGUUGCUUGUGAUUUGCUGGAGCGACGUGGUCAAAGAGCGGUAUUCACUGAUCUUGUCACCUUCAUUGAAAGACAAGUCAAAAUAGCCUCGGAUCCACUUUUUGGCAACAUUCAAGACUCGCAACGUACCAACUUCAAGGCUUCCAAUAGUAAUCACACAAACCAAAGGAAAAAGCAAAGCAGUUUUGCCACUAAUGUCACUGAAGUACAAGAUGGAGGUACAUCUCAACAUACAAUAACUCAAGCCAAAGUACCUUUCGUGCAAAAUUGUCUGUUUUGCUCUCAAAGCAGUCAUUCCUUGGACAAGUGCUCACAGUUUGAAGUGAAAGUACACCGGGAUAAAAUUACCUUUCUAAAGGAAAAGGGCAUUUGUUUUGGUUGCCUGAAGCUAGGCCACACAAGCAAAGACUGUAGGAGUCGUUUGGAUUGCAAUGUGUGUCACCAAAAGCACCCGGGAGUCCUUCACAUACACCGACAGGAUACAGGCACAUCCUCACCACAAAGGCCAAGUACUGUGAACCCUUCAAGUGUUUCUGCAAAGCUGUCUCAGACCUGUGGCCAUAUUGGGGCCGGUUGUGAAGAUGACUCUGUCUUUUCUAUUGUUGCAGUCAAGGUCAAGAGUCAGAAAAAUAAUCAAACUGUGCAAACAUAUGCCUUUUUGGAUCCAGGAAGCUCAGGUACAUUCUGCACAGAUACUCUGGCAAGGAAAUUGAACUUAAGAGGUAAAAAGGCAAGUAUUCUGCUAAGAACAAUGGGCCAAAGGAAAAUAGUAAAUGCUCAGAUUUUGUCAGGACUUGAAGUGUCUGGUAUGGAUGGGAAUGACUUCAUUGAGUUACCUGAUGUUCUAACCCAAAGGACUAUGCCUGUGUCUGCAGUAAAUAUCCCACGACAGGAGGAUGUGGAUCAAUGGUCUUAUCUGAAAGGUGUUAAGCUCCAUGACAUCGAUGCCGACGUCGAAUUACUUAUCGGUACAGAUGCCCCAAAGGUAAUGGAGCCUUGGGAGCUGAUAAACAGCCAGGAUGAAGGGCCCUAUGCAGUAAGGACCAGGAUUGGUUGGGCCAUUAAUGGUCCACUGCGCGGUGGAUCUGACGGUAGGAGUAAGAGUGUCUGUCCUACUGUAACAACAAAUCGAAUCUCUGUUGAUCAUCUGCAAGAAAUGCUGGUUAAGCAAUACAAUCAUGACUUUAAUGAGAAAUCAUCAGAGGAGAAGAUUGAAAUGUCCAGAGAAGACAUCAAGUUCAUGGAUCUUAUGAACAAUACCGCAAACUUAAUAGAAGACCACUAUUGCAUCGACUUACCUUUCAGACAGGAAAAUCCCAUGAUGCCAAACAAUCGCUGUGUUGCAGAACAGCGCCUCCAGAGCCUGAAAAGAAAGUUCAAUAAAAAUGGACAUUUUAAGGAGGAAUAUGUCGCAUUCCUGAAUGACAUGAUCAAUAAAGGAUAUGCAGAAAGGGUACCUGAUGACCAAAUGAGACAAAGUGAUGGAACGCUUUGGUACAUCCCCCAUCACGGUGUCCACCAUUCAAGAAAAGGUAAACUGAGAGUUGUGUUUGACUGUGGAGCUGUGUAUAAAGGAACAUCUUUGAACAGCCAGCUCUUGCAGGGUCCUGAUCUUACCAGCUCUCUCAUUGGAGUCCUCCUCCGAUUUCGGCAAGAACCUGUGGCAGUAAUGGCAGACAUCCAAGCCAUGUUUCAUCAAGUUCGUGUCUCAGUCAAGCAUGUUGACUUUCUCCGCUUCCUCUGGUGGCCUCAGGGAGAUACUGCACAGUCUCCAGUAGAACAUCGAAUGAAAGUACAUCUGUUUGGGGCUGUAUCAUCACCAAGUUGCGCAAAUUAUGCUUUGCGGAGAACAGCAGAUGAUAAUGCACAACAUUUCUCUUCUGAUGUAGUGAACACAGUCAAAUGCAACUUUUAUGUGGAUGAUUGUUUGAAAUCCAUGGCAUCGGAAGAAGAGGCAGUGCAAAUGGUAAAGGAUUUGACUGCGCUUUGUCAGAAAGGAGGAUUCAAUCUUUCCAAGUGGAUCAGCAACAGCCGCAAAGUGCUAAUGUCAAUUGCAGAGGACAGCAGAGCAAAGGAGAUCAUGGACUUGGACUUGGAUACAGACCAACUUCCAGUAGAGCGAGCACUGGGACUACAGUGGUGCAUUGAAUCUGACAAAUUCAAAUUCAGGACGUCUGCAAAAGAACAGCCACAGACCAGAAGAGGUAUUCUGUCAGUGGUCAGCUCAUUGUAUGACCCUUUGGGAUUUUUAGCUCCAUUCAUUUUACCAGCCAAGUUGCUUCUCCAGGAACUAUGUCGGAGGAACCUGGGCUGGGAUGAAGCCAUAAUGGAGUUCUCCCGUAAGAAAUGGUCCAACUGGCUUGAAGAUCUUCAAAAGGUAGCAGAGUUUGAGGUGGAUCGCUGUUUCAAGCCCAGAGAAUUUGGAGACCACGUCGUUGCACAGCUUCAUCACUUUUCCGAUGCAAGUGAGGUUGGAUAUGGAACAGCAUCCUACUUGAGACUACAAACUAAUGGUAAAGUUUAUGUUUCAUUUCUCUUGGGAAAAGGUAGAGUUGCUCCACUCAAGCAGAUGACAAUUCCUCGCUUGGAACUCGUAGCUGCAGUUCUUGCUGUUAGGGUUGCUAAGCUGCUGCAAAAGGAGUUGCAGCUUCAACUGAAGGAAUCCGUUUUUUGGACUGACAGCACGACAGUCCUUAAAUACAUACGGAAUGAAACCAGCCGAUUCCACACCUUUGUGGCAAACAGAGCAGCUUACAUCCGAGAAGCAACUGAUGUGGAUCAGUGGAGGUAUGUGAGCUCUAAAGAGAAUCCAGCAGAUGAAGCCUCUAGAGGAAUGAGAGCUGAGGAUUUCCUAAAAAACAGGAGGUGGAUAAUUGGACCAGAGUUUCUCUGGAGGCCAAAAGAGGAAUGGCCUAAAUUGGAGGUGGAUCUUGAUGGAGUUCCUGUAGAUGAUCCAGAGGUUAAAAGGAACCUGAUGGUGAAUGCUGUUAUCAAGAUCCAGGAAAAUGCCACAACCAGCUUAAUCAGUUACUUUUCCAGUUGGACGAAGCUAAAAACUGCAGUUGCUUGGUUUUUAAAGAUCAAGAUGAUUCUCAAGAUUCUGUGCAGGAAGAGGAUGGAAUUUUCUGCUGUUCCAUGUCAAAGGGUUGAAGGAAGAAUGCAGAGUUUCAAGGUCACACUCAAAGGACAGAGUUUGACGCCCGAGGAUUAUGACAAAGCAGAGAAAGCAAUUGUGCAAUAUGAACAAAGAGAGAGGUUCAAGGUUGAAAUUGCCUCACUGAAGAACGGGUUUAAAACAGUUUCUAAAGAGAGCUCAUUGUACAAAUUGGACCCAAUAAUGGAUGAUGGGAUGCUCAGAGUGGGCGGCCGGUUGAAUAAAGCAGCACUGCCAGCAGAGUCCAAACAUCCACUUAUCUUGUCCAAAGACCUGCAUGUAUCCACUCUUAUUCUCCGGCACAUACACCAUCAGUUGGGACAUGCCGGAAGAAAUCACAUGCUAUCCAGAUUGAGGCAGAAGUACUGGAUUACUAAUGCAAACUCUGCUGCCAGAAAAAUCAUAUCGGACUGUGUUGUAUGCAGACGUGACAGAGGAAAGCUUCUUGAACAGAAGAUGGCAGACUUGCCUGAGGAGAGAGUGUUGCCUGACAAAGCUCCUUUUACGGACGUUGGGGUGGACUAUUUUGGCCCAAUUGAAGUAAAAAAAGGCAGAAGUCUUUUGAAAAGAUAUGGAGUGCUUUUCACAUGUUUGACCAGCCGUGCUGUUCACUUGGAAGUAGCAUAUGCACUGGAUACAAAUUCUUGUAUCAAUGCAGUUCGCAGGUUCAUCUGCAGACGAGGACCUGUCCUAACUCUCAGGUCUGAUAAUGGCACAAACUUUGUUGGAGCUAACCGGGAGCUGAAGGAGAGUUUGGAUGCUGUGAACCAUGUCAGAAUUCAAAAGGUUCUGGUCCAGGAUGGCAUAGAAUGGAGGUUUAAUACCCCCUCCGCUUCUCAUCAAGGGGGUAUUUGGGAACGCUUGAUCCGUUCAGUAAAAAGGGUUUUCACCUCAGUUUUGCAACAGCAAAGCCUGGAUGAUGAAGGGCUCCAAACAAUUUUUUGUGAGGUUGAGGCAAUAUUAAAUAGCAGACCCAUCACAAAGGUUUCCGACGACCCGGAUGACCUUGAAGCACUCACUCCCAAUCACAUCCUGACGUUGAAAGGCAAACCUAUCAUGCCACCAGGACUAUUUGACUCAAAUGAUCUGUACCUCAGAAAAAGGAGAGACAAAAGUGGACAAGGCCAAGAAGGAGUCUCACCACCGGAGACAUCGUCCUUGUGGCAGAUGCUGCGGCUCCAAGAGGAUCAUGGAUGAUGGGGAAAGUUUUGGAUGUCAAAUCGGAUGCUAAGGGACUGGUGCGCUCUGUGCGUCUUCAAACAAAGACCAGCAUCCUGGAGAGGCCAGUGACGAAGCUCUGCCUGCU
Molecule: messenger RNA, 4797 nt
Organism: Doryrhamphus excisus (bluestripe pipefish)
Lineage: Eukaryota; Metazoa; Chordata; Actinopteri; Syngnathiformes; Syngnathidae
Source: RefSeq, a predicted model, not a curated record